Molecule: messenger RNA, 1010 nt
Organism: Saprolegnia parasitica CBS 223.65
Lineage: Eukaryota; Oomycota; Saprolegniomycetes; Saprolegniales; Saprolegniaceae
Exons: 4
Coding region: 1-993 (330 amino acids)
Source: RefSeq, a predicted model, not a curated record
AUGGCGAACGACGAAGACAGUGCUUGGGAUGAGCGGCUGGCGCUGUGGCAGGAAAAGCUCGGGACCUUGCGCAGCCAAGUCCUCGUGAGCGCGCUCGAGCGAACAGCGAUCGAUGCUGUGGGCGGCGGCGCGCUCUUCCUCGGUGGCGUCUCGCUGACCCACCUCGGCAUGUACGUCCUACGUAUCUCGGUCGCGAUGCCGGUCUUGCCGAGCCUGCUCGGUGGCCUUGGUGUGGCGUCUUCAAGCGCCAUGGCCGGUGCAUUUUGCCUUCGCCAUGGCUCGACCGAGCCGACACCGCUCCAGCUUACGGCGGCCGCUACGUCGGGGCUCCUUCUCUUCCGGCUUCUUGGCGGUCGGUUCCGUGCGCUUGCUCCGAGCGACUUUCGCCAUCCCGGUGCGUUUGGUCACGCCCGCAUCUCGCUUCCUGCCACAAUCGAAUAUGCCGACGGGAAUGCGCGGGCCGUCAUUCAAAGCUUUGGCCGCCUCUACGGCUGCCACACGUGUGGCACGAAGCGGUCCAAGUACCACGCCGACCACAUGCCACCGGUGCUCGUCGCCAAGGCCGAGAACGCGCGCGUAUGGGCCAAACUCUUUGGUCCCGUGACCCAGCGCUAUUAUCCGCAGUGCGAAAGCUGCUCCAACACCCAAGGCGCGUUGGUCAAGAAGAACGCUAAGCAGCUCAAACUCCAUCUCACCGAGCUCCGGGCCUACCACUGGACGGGCUUUUGGAUGGUGCUCUUUGGCGCGAGUGGUCUCGGCGGCUUUUUUGCACAAGCCUCCGACGAGGCGCCGUCGGUCGUUGAGCAUGUCGUGGCGCAGGCAACCGACGCUGUCCAGAAACCGCUUCUGUUGGUGUUGCGGGACCGGGAGGCCCGGCUGCGCGAGCGACGGCAGACCGAGACGAACAAAGAAGCGCGGCAAGCCAUUGACGACGAGCUCGCGACGAUUCGAGCGCGGAAAGCCGACAUUAAAAAGGCCGCUCGGCGCAACUAACAUCGUCUAAGGCAUCG